GAUCUCGGCGUAACACCAUGCUGGACUGCAGCGACUACGUACUAGAUGCAAGAAUGAAUAAUCCGUCAGAAAGCAGCAAAUCAGCAGACAGCGGGGAUGGAAACACAGGCACUCAAACAAAUGGUCUGGACUUUCAAAAGCAAGCAAUGUCUGUCGGAACGCCCAUCACAACACAGGCCUUUCUUGGACACCUCCACCAGGUCCAGCUUGCUGGAACAAGCUUACAGGCUGCUGCACAGUCCUUAAAUGUACAGACUAAAUUUAAAGAAGAACCUGGGGAGCCUCCGCAGCCAGUCCAGCCUUCCCAGCAUCCCUCACUACAGGCGGCCAUACCCCAGACACAGCUCAUGGUUGCCGGAGGACAGAUCACUGGGUUAACACUGACGCCAGCUCAGCAACAGAUGUUGCUACAGCAGGCACAGGCACAGUUGCUGGCCGCUGCAGUGCAACACUCCGCUAGCCAGCAACACAGCGCGGCCGGAGCCACCAUCUCAGCCUCUGCUGCUACUCCGAUGACACAGAUCCCCCUGUCCCAGCCAAUACAGAUUGCACAGGACCUGCAGCAGUUACAGCAACUUCAGCAGCAAAAUCUUAACCUGCAGCAGUUUGUAUUGGUGCACCCGACGACCAGCCUGCCGCAAGCGCAAUUCAUCAUCUCACAGACGCCGCAGGGGCAACAAGGCCUUCUGCAGGCACAGAAUCUCUUAACACAGCUACCUCAGCAAAGCCAAGCCAACCUCCUGCACUCUCAACCAAGCAUCACCCUCACCUCACAGCCAGCAACCCCCACACGCACAAUAGCUGCGACCCCUGUACAACAUCUUCCACAGAGCCAGACGACACCAAAGCGAAUCGACACUCCAAGUCUGGAAGAGCCCAGCGACCUGGAGGAGCUCGAACAGUUUGCAAAGACGUUUAAACAAAGACGCAUCAAACUUGGUUUCACUCAGGGUGAUGUGGGGCUUGCUAUGGGCAAACUCUAUGGAAAUGACUUCAGCCAAACUACUAUUUCCCGCUUUGAAGCCUUGAACCUCAGCUUUAAAAAUAUGUGCAAGUUAAAGCCUCUCCUGGAAAAGUGGCUGAAUGAUGCAGAAAACAUCACAUCAGAUUCUGCUCUCUCAAGUCCGAACGUUAUGAACUCCCCGGGUCACGGGAUCGAGGGGCUGAACCGCAGGAGGAAAAAACGCACCAGCAUUGAGACCAACAUACGCGUGGCCUUAGAGAAGAGUUUCCUGGAGAACCCAAAGCCUACCUCGGAGGAGAUUACCAUGAUUGCCGACCAGCUGCACAUGGAGAAGGAGGUGAUCCGUGUUUGGUUCUGCAACCGACGCCAGAAGGAGAAAAGGAUCAACCCUCCCAGCAGUGGACUAUCCGGUUCUUCUCCCAUUAAAGCAAUGUUCUCAAGUUCGACUCCUUUGGUGGCCUCUACACCAAGCCUUGUGACAAGUACUGCAGCAAACACCUUGACUGUAAACCCAGUCCUCCCUCUAACCAGUGCGGCAGCAGCGGUCACCAGCUACUCUGUCCCAGGCACAACAGGGACUCCCACUGCCAACACGGCAACUGUGAUAUCUACUGCACCUCCAGUAUCGUCUACCCUAACCUCCCCGUCACUGACCCCUUCACCAUCCGCCUCUGCGGCAGCUCCCGAAGCAUCCAGUGCUAGCGAAACUAGUACAACGCACACCACCUCCACUCCACUCACUUCUCCCUUGACCGCCGGCCAAGUGAUGGUGACGGCUUCGGGAAUCCACACGGCAGCUGCCACAGCACUACAGGCAGCAGCGCAACUGCCCUCCAAUGCAAGCCUCGCUGCCAUGGCCGCUGCAGCGGGGCUGAACCCUGGGCUGAUGGCACCAUCUCAGUUUGCCGCUGGAGGUGCCUUAUUUAGUCUGAACCCAGGGGCACUGGGGGGCGCGCUCAGCCCUGCUCUGAUGAGUAACAGCACUCUGGCGACAAUACAAGCUCUGGCAUCUGGUGGAUCUCUUCCAAUAACGUCACUGGAUGCUUCCGGGAACUUGGGGAACUUGGUUUUUGCCAACGCAGGGGGAACUCCUAACAUUGUGACUGCUCCCUUAUUCCUCAACCCUCAGAACCUCUCCCUUUUCACCAGCAGCCCGGUUAGCCUGGUCUCCGGCGCGUCCGCAGGGGCUGCCACACCCAUCACAAGCCUUCACGCCACCUCCUCCUCAAUCGACGCCAUCCAGAACUCUCUCUUUACAGUGGCCUCUGCCAGCGGACCAGCUUCCACCACCACCACAUCCGGCUCCAAAGCACAGUGAGCUGAGUCGGUGCGAUCACGUCUGCUUUUUUUUUCGGCUAGUGAUCAAACGUGUGAGA
This is a messenger RNA of Nanorana parkeri, 2340 nucleotides long. RefSeq names its product POU class 2 homeobox 1 (gene POU2F1). The record is from RefSeq and is a predicted model, not a curated record. Gene Ontology annotation, biological process: regulation of transcription by RNA polymerase II. The transcript is spliced from 16 exons. Bases 18 to 2282 code for a protein of 754 amino acids. Gene Ontology annotation, molecular function: DNA-binding transcription factor activity, RNA polymerase II-specific; RNA polymerase II cis-regulatory region sequence-specific DNA binding. Lineage: Eukaryota; Metazoa; Chordata; Amphibia; Anura; Dicroglossidae. Gene Ontology annotation, cellular component: nucleus.